AGCGCGUGAGGGAGGGAGGGACUGACAGCGCUGGCGCGCGCGAGGUGCUGGGGUGAGAAGCAGCGCGCGCGGCCGUUUGGAACAUAAGUGGGAUUUAUUUCUGUAGUACUUUGAGUCCACACGCAUGUAACAACUACCCGCAGCUGGAUACCAAAGGGUUAGUUUGCAUACUGAGGCGUUAUUUUAUAGUGUUGACGUGUGUUGUGGUUUCAUUUUGAAGCGCGCAAAUCUGAGACUGGAACUGUUGCGUGUGAGAUUUCACAGAGUGUAAACAAGACUGGACUGAAAUCGCAAAUGUGACGUUUAAAUGUCAAGAAUCUCUAAGGGGGGCGACAGGGAGCGAAUGACAUCCAACCAUGAGACAUAUCUACUUAUGGCCAGCACACAGAAUGACAUGGAGGACUGGGUAAAGAGCAUCCGCAGGGUGAUAUGGGCUCCAUUUGGAGGAGGAAUUUUUGGUCAGAAGUUGGAAGAGACGGUUCGAUAUGAACGUCGUUAUGGCAACAAGAUGGCGCCCAUGCUGGUGGAGCAGUGCGUGGACUUCAUCCGCCACAGGGGUUUACGAGAAGAAGGGCUCUUCCGUUUGCCUGGACAAGCCAACCUCGUCAAAGAGCUUCAGGAUGCUUUCGACUGUGGAGAGAAGCCGUCUUUUGACUGUAACACAGACGUUCACACCGUGGCAUCAUUGUUGAAGCUGUAUUUAAGAGAGCUGCCUGAGCCAGUCAUCCCGUUCUGUAAAUACGAAGAGUUUCUGGCCUGCACCAAACUCCUCAGCAAAGACCAGGAUGCAGGAAUGAAGGAAUUAAGAAAGCAAGUAGAAGGUCUACCUACAGUAAACUACAAUCUGCUUAAAUACAUAUGCAAGUUUUUGGAUGAAGUUCAGUCCUACUCAGGUGUGAAUAAAAUGAGUGUACAGAAUCUGGCUACAGUCUUUGGGCCAAAUAUUCUGAGGCCAAAGGUUGAGGACCCAGUGACUAUAAUGGAAGGCACAGCACUGGUUCAGCAGCUGAUGGCUGCUCUGAUCGGUCAGCACGAUGUUCUUUUCCCACCCGAUGAGGACCACAGUAGCACCCUGGAACUGGUUAAUAAUAACAACAAUGAGACUCAGAAACGACCUACGAAUGGUCAGCUACAAAACAAAGAGAACAAUAACACCAGUGGGGUGCGACAGUGCACUUGGGACGCACCAGAAUCACCCAGCCGGGUUCCUCUGGACAACGGCUCUCCCCGUUCGGGCAGCCCACGUAAUGGUUUUACAGGACAGCGUUUCGAGGUGGCCCGCAGUCCGCCACUAGCAGUGAAAAAGAACCCAGCGUUUUGCAAAGGGAGCGGGAUUGUCACCAACGGAUCAUUCAGCUCGUCAUCGUCAUCCUCAGGUGACGCCAAUCAGGAGAAAAGUCAGGCUCUAUCAAACAUGGGAACCCUCCAUGCACGUCGGACGGGUGCGAUAAAAGGCUCGGGCACCAAAAUGGGUGUCCAGAAUAGCAUCGUUCGAAUGGGCGUAUCCAGCACAGACGUGACGAAUGGGACUCUAAAUGGACGGAAUGGACUCUGGGUUCCCAACGGUCACGCCACGAUGCGCGAGGCUAAAAGUCGAGACGCAGAGCACCAGCAGAACCGCCUGUCCACGUACGACAACGUCCACAUCCAUCAACAGCAGAUGACACAGCCCUGUCUGAGCAGCAGCUGUGAGGACAAACAGAGCUUGGAUAGCGCCACAUGGUCCACCUCGUCUUGCGAGAUCUCCCUUCCCGGAAACUCGACUUCUUGCCGCUCCUCCACAACCACGUGCCCAGAGCAGGACUUCUUUGGCAACAACUUUGAGGAUCCUUUGUUGGAAGGGCCGGUACAGGAGGACAGCGGACCAGCGGUGGACGAUAGGGAGCAGCGGACCAGUAACAGUGGAGGCCGGGGAAGCAGAGGAACCAGCAGCAGCGAUAACAGCGAAACCUUUGCCAUUACAAAUGGGCCGAGCAAUCACAGUGCACUGCAUAGCCUGGUGGCCAGUCUCAAACAGGAAAUGCUCAAGCAGAAGAGUGAAUACGAGGCAAGGAUUAAGAGUCUGGAACUUCGGAAUCUAGAGUUGGAGACGGUGAUGGCGAAUCUACACGAAGAGCUUGACCAGGAGAAGAAGAAAUACACCAUGGUGGAGAUCAAGCUGAGAAACGCAGAGCGAGCCAAGGACGACGCGGAAAAGAGAAACGAGAUGUUGCAGAAAGAGAUGGAGCAGUUCUUUUCCACCUUCGGAGACCUGACCGCAGACCCGCGACGGCCCGACAGAGCCAACACCAUCUGGAUCCAGUGAGCCGUUAACAUUUCUCAACGACCAGUCGUGUUACAUUGCAUGGGCUUGAGUUCAGACAGAACGGGACUUAAUCAACCUUCACAGCAUCUUUGCACGUUCGGUGCAAAAGUUCGACACGGCUGAGUGAAGCCCAUUGAGCCAAAAUUUUCAGAACUGAAGGUGGACCAGUUUUUGGAUUGAACCAAUUGGAUCAUGAAAAGGGAUGAUGGGACGAUAAGGUGAGAUGUUUGUCAAAACGAAAAGAAGGUGACUCAGAGUAUUGACCAGAGAGUGAACGGUAAGAGGAACUCGAAGAGAUUUUAAUGAAUGAAUUACAUGAAUGAACAUUGAGUUUUAGAUGAUGGAAAACUCCUGAAGGAAGACAGAGGCACGAAUGUCACUCGUAUUUCUUCUUGUGAUCCAACCAAAUGUGUCCUUGAGCUGUCAUGUGUCCUCUUGUGUACAUAAACAAUGUUCAAAAUUCCACGAUGAUAAACAAAUGUCUGUAUAAAUGCAAAUUAAUGUUUAAUGUAUGUACUGAUAUUUAAACAGAGAAUUUUCAAUGUGUUACGUAUACAUUUUAUAUCAAGGCUUUUCCUUGCACUUAAAGCAUACGAGUUGCUAUGUUGUUUUUCAGUGUGGUACGAUGUGAGAUGUGGCAAAUUUUUCAACAUCAGUCUUGCCUGUUGCUUUUUUGCUUAAUUUAUCACCGCAUAUAAAACAUUUUCUUCAUCAGUAUUAAAAAGAAUAUAUGUUUUUUAGGCAUAAAUCUAACAGUUAAGGGCAGGUUUUGCUUAAAAUAAUAUAUAUAUAUAUAUAUAUAUAUAUAUAUAUAUAUAUAUAUAUAUAUAUAUAUAUAUAUAUAUAUACACACACAUACAUAUUAUGAUAAGGUGUUUUUAUUCAAAAUAUUGAUGAAGAACCUGAUUUUUUGCAGUGUCACAGUGUUCUCCACAUGACCAAAACCAAGUAGACGAGGAGAGCUGUAAAUACUUGUGAAAACAGUGCAAGUGCUCAGCCUGUCUUUAUCGUUGGUGCAUGUCACACAUCAUUUGCUUUCAGCGGUGCUAGACGGGAGGAAGUCUGUUAAAAUGAAGUCUGAGAUGGGGUUUGUUCAUCUCCCGGACCAUGUGGGGUCAUUUGCCUUGUCGCAGCUGUUCAUGCUUCUACUGUAGCGCGAUGCAUUUAUUGAAAUGCAAUGAAAUUAAAUUAUGUGACCUCA
Molecule: messenger RNA, 3506 nt
Organism: Carassius auratus (goldfish)
Lineage: Eukaryota; Metazoa; Chordata; Actinopteri; Cypriniformes; Cyprinidae
Product: rho GTPase-activating protein 24-like
Exons: 8
Coding region: 308-2305 (665 amino acids)
Biological process (GO): negative regulation of ruffle assembly; negative regulation of Rac protein signal transduction; signal transduction
Cellular component (GO): focal adhesion
Molecular function (GO): GTPase activator activity
Source: RefSeq, a predicted model, not a curated record